GAUGGCUUCAACGGCACCGCCUUUGCCUACGGCCAGACCAGCAGUGGCAAGACCUUCACCAUGAACGGCUCCACUGCCGACCCUGGGAUCAUUCCGCUCGCUAUCCGCGACAUAUUUGACACGGCGGCCGAGGCUGCAGACCGUGAGUUCCUUAUCAGGGUGUCGUACAUGGAGAUUUACAAUGAGGAGAUUAAUGACCUCCUCACACUCGGUAGCGAGAAGCUGCCGAUUCACGAGAGCCUGGAGCGUGGUGUGUAUGUCUCCGGCCUACGGGAAGAGAUUGUUAACAAUGCCGAACAAGUGCUAGAACUUCUUCACCGUGGAGAAGAGAAUAGACAUUUUGGAGAAACAAACAUGAACGUCCGGAGCAGCCGAUCCCAUACUAUUUUUCGGAUGGUCAUUGAAAGCAGUGCUAAGGACCAGGUGAACUCUGGAGAUGCAAUCCGGGUAUCUAUCUUGAACUUAGUGGAUUUAGCUGGGUCAGAAAGGAUCGCCAAGACUGGAGCGGAUGGCGUGCGACUUAAGGAAGGGAAGCAUAUCAACAAAAGCUUGAUGAUUCUUGGAAAUGUCAUCAAUAAGUUGAGUGAGAAUGGAAAGCAAAGAGGGCACAUCCCUUAUCGUGAUAGUAAGUUGACUCGCAUUCUCCAGUCUGCACUUGGAGGCAAUGCAAAGACAUCAAUCAUCUGCACUGCUGCACCUGAAGAGAUUCAUAUCGAGGAAACUAGAGGAACUCUUCAGUUCGCAAGUAGAGCAAAAUGUGUAAGCAAUUGUGCCCAAGUAAAUGAGAUUCUAACAGAUGCUGCUCUGCUGAAGAGGCAAAAACUGGAAAUAGAAGAACUUCGUCAAAAGCUACAGGGUUCUCAUUCUGAAGUCUUGGAGCAGCUUAUCCUAAAGCAACGUAAUGACAUGCAUAAGUUUGAACUUGAGCGUGAUCGACUGGCAAUGGAACUUGAAGAGGAAAGGAGGUUAAGGGAGACUUUAGAGCACCAGUUGACCGAGCAACAAAAAAUGUUAGAAAACCACGACAAUAUUGGCCUAUCAGCAGAGCAGUUUACUGACUCUAUACAGCUAGAUUCAUUGAAAACUCCAGAUUCUAAGCGGACACCAGAUGGAUUUGUUGCCAGCCGCUCACGCUAUUUGAACGAUGUGGAGUUCAGCCCAAUACCUGAAAAUUUAGGUGCUGUAGCUGAUGAGGACCUCUGGAUGCAGCUGAACAAAGGAUGCAUUACUGAUCUUGAUAUGCUUGAGAUGGCACCUGGUUUCAAAUGUCCACCGUCCUUGCCAAAAGAUACAACAGCAGUUGCGCCAUUAAAGGAGCCUAUUGACGUGAGAUGCCAAAGGCUGGAGAAGGACUGCAUCUCCGACCGACAGCAGCUAGAGGAUUCAAAAGCGAGCUGCGCAGUGCUCGAGAAGGAGCGCAAUCAGCUCAUAGAGGAGAACUCUUCGUUGCGACAUGAGCUCUCCAGGUCGAAGCAGGAAGCCAAUCAUCUCGUAUCCGAGAAGGAGGAGCUGCUGAAAGAGCUCGAGACCGAGAGGUACAAGAUGGAGCAGCUGAAGCAGGAUAUCAGGAUCUUCAGCCAGUCCUUCUCUCAGAGGCAGGGACAGCUGACGUCCCUAUACACUAAAUCCAAGGCCAUCGUGGAGAACUGCAAGGCCUCUCAGGUCGCAUUGCCCUGAUGACUGAUCAGAGCCUCAGAAGUACAAAUCCUCGCAUG
Messenger RNA from Lolium rigidum, 1715 nucleotides. Its product is annotated as kinesin-like protein KIN-7L. The record is from RefSeq and is a predicted model, not a curated record. Gene Ontology annotation, molecular function: ATP binding; microtubule binding; microtubule motor activity. Bases 61 to 1677 code for a protein of 538 amino acids. Gene Ontology annotation, biological process: microtubule-based movement. The transcript is spliced from 13 exons. NCBI's taxonomy places the organism in Eukaryota, Viridiplantae, Streptophyta, Magnoliopsida, Poales, Poaceae.